AUGGGAAGAGAAUACGAUGAUCACCAUCUCUUCGACACAUUCAUAUUAGUCCUCGAAAUGGACAAGUCGGAAUCUUCAGGUUACAAAGAUUUUGUGUGGGCAAUUGGAAUAAACCGUCUCAAUUUAGAAUUGGCCGGUUUAUGGCCUAAAACUAAUGAAGUCUCCAAAAGAAGACUCGGUUCUGACAUUUGUGCGGGUUUCAAUUUUAUUAUGCUAGCAUUUGUCAUUGGUAUUCCUAUGGUACAUGCGCUUAUACGAGUUUCGGGUGAUAUGGCGCUAAUGAUAGACAAUAUAAAAGUGACAUUAGCUAUUUUCACUAUUUUAUUGGAAUUUGUUAUAAUGCGAUGGAAACAAACAGAGGAUUUAAUUACUAUAGUCACAUAA
Nylanderia fulva is the source of this 384-nucleotide messenger RNA. The record is from RefSeq and is a predicted model, not a curated record. Lineage: Eukaryota; Metazoa; Arthropoda; Insecta; Hymenoptera; Formicidae.